Messenger RNA from Geosmithia morbida, 1416 nucleotides. RefSeq names its product SEC14. The record is from RefSeq and is a predicted model, not a curated record. Bases 1 to 1416 code for a protein of 471 amino acids. Lineage: Eukaryota; Fungi; Ascomycota; Sordariomycetes; Hypocreales; Bionectriaceae. The transcript has 3 exons.
AUGUCGCUGCCGCAGCUUCCCGAAGGGAGGCCGGGCAACCUCACACCUGAACAAGAGGAGAAGCUUCGCAAGAUGUGGGAAGCUAUUUUCCAAGUCUGUGGCACCAUUGAUACCACUGAUACGUCUGCUACAGAGGCUUCAGCCUCUCAGGCUGAGACAGAGACGCCCAAGAAAAAGCGCUUCGGAAUGUUCCGCAAGAAGGAUUCCAAGUCGGGCAUUUCCACGCCGCUCAGCCCAGAUGCCUCAGGGAACAACGCUGAUGAGGACGAUAAGUACGGCCAAAAUAAACAGUUCCAGGAAGCGCUUUCUCGACAGACCCCAGAGGAGAUAAGGGACACUAUAUGGUCCAUGGUUAAGCAUGAUCAUCCCGACGCGCUAGCGCUGCGCUUUCUCCGUGCUCGCAAAUGGGAUGUGGAUAGAGCUCUUGUCAUGAUGGUGUCUACCAUGAACUGGAGACACACCGAAAUGCAUGUCGAUGACGACAUUAUGUUUGAGGGUGAGGCUGGAUCCCUGGCCGACUCCAGAGGAGAAGGGAAGAAGUCGAAGAAGAGCGGCGAGGACUUUAUGGAACAGCUCCGUCUGGGAAAGAGCUUUCUUCACAAUGUGGACAAGUUUGGUCGUCCCAUUUGCACCGUCAGAGUUCGGUUUCACAAGCAAGGCGACCAAAGCGAGGAGAGCUUGGAGCGGUAUACGGUGUACAUAAUCGAGACCGCCCGCAUGCUUCUUGAACCUCCGGUGGACACGGCUACUAUCAUUUUCGACAUGACAGGCUUUUCGAUGGCCAACAUGGAUUACGCCCCUGUCAAGUUCAUGAUCAAAUGUUUUGAGGCCAACUUCCCUGAGUCUCUGGGAACUGUCUUGGUCCACAACUCGCCGUGGCUCUUUCAGGGAAUCUGGAAGGUCAUUCGCGGAUGGCUAGACCCCGUCGUGGCAGGAAAGGUUCACUUUACCAACACUGUGGCAGACCUCAAGGAGUUCAUAGACGCCGAUAAGAUAAGCAAGGAGCUUGGCGGUGAUGAGGACUGGGAGUACCAGUACAUUGAGCCCAAGGAGGGAGAGAAUGAUAUCAUGAAGGAUACCGAAACGAGGGACAAGAUCAAGGCUGCCAGGGACGAGCUGGUGAAGCAAUUCGAGACCGCGACAGUGGAUUGGAUCAAGACUACGAACCCUGAGGAGGCGCAGGCUCUCAAGGUUAAAAGGCACGAUCUGGCCAAGCAGCUGAAGGAGAAUUAUUGGAAGCUGGACCCGUACGUGCGUGCUCGGUCGUUGUACGACAGAGUGGGCAACAUCCGCCCUGGAGGAAUAGUCUGCUGGGAUAAGACGCCAGCUCCAACGGUCAGCACCACAGCUCCAGCUACGACACCAGCCCCGACCGUAACCCCCGCCCGAGAGACUUCACAAGAUGAUGUAGAUUAA